This is a messenger RNA of Porites lobata, 7074 nucleotides long. The record is from the annotation of a GenBank genome assembly. NCBI's taxonomy places the organism in Eukaryota, Metazoa, Cnidaria, Anthozoa, Scleractinia, Poritidae.
AUGGACCUUACAACUUUGUUUCACAAUCUUCAUGAAGAAGUGUCUUGCUCAGUGUGUUCGGACUUAUUCACAGAUCCUAAACAUCUCUCCUGUCUGCACAGUUUCUGCUUAAAGUGUUUGAAAGGAUGGUACCAAACGUGCGGGGGCGGAGACGCCAUUAGAUGUCCGAAGUGCCAAACCUUCUGCCAAGUUCCCGCAAGCGGUGAUCUUAAAGAUCUUCCCACCAGCUUUUAUUUAAACGGCUUGAUAGAUGUUCUUGCCAUUAAAGAAUGCAAAAACACUCAGGUGACAUGCGGAAACUGCGACAAGAAGAGCUCAGAAGCUUCGUAUUGUUUCCAGUGUUGUAUAUUUUAUUGCGAAGAAUGCUUACUCGGUCAUAACAUCAUGCGAGACAAUAAGGAACACCGCGUUUUGGCCGUAAAAGAGUUCCAAGACAGGGACUAUGAAGAUGUGUUAAAGCGACCAGUAUUUUGUUCAAGACAAGGACACCAGAAAGAGGAGCUGAAAUUAUUUUGCAAGGAAUGUGAGACGGCAGUUUGCCAAACUUGCGUCAUGCUAGACCACAAAGUUCAUAAGUUAACGCUGAUCGAGGAAGAAGCUGCGAAUCAAAGACUCGAGAUAAAAACUGCUAUCGAAACACAACGACAUAACUUAAACGAAAAACUGAACGUUGUCACUAAGCUAGAUGAAGAUUAUGCUAAAGUGAUUCAACGGAACGAAACUUUGAAGGGCGAUGUCCAAAGGUUUGCUGACGGGUUGAUAAAAACAAUUAAAGCAAAAAUGCAAAAUGUUAUUGACGCGAUGGAAAACCAAACGAAGAAGUCACUUGAAAGAUUAACAGCAAAAAAAGGUGAGAUUCAGCAACAGAUAAAUGUUAUUAAAUCAUCGCUGGAGGAAGCUGAUAAACUUCUAAAUCGAAGCACCACCACGGAAGUCGUUCCGCUUAAAAAAACACUGCAAACAAUCUUUCAGAGAGUGGAUGAGACAGAGCCUUUCGUUCAUGACCGCAGCAGUCUGAAAGCGUUUGUUUUCGUAGAAAAUCAGAAGAUGCUUGAUGUCGUCAACGGCGAAGAAAUUGGAUUCUUGGAAGAAGGUUACCGAACAAAAGCAAGCAAAUCUCUGGCUGAAGGUGAAGGAAAGAAAGAAGGAACUGUUGGGCGUAAAGCGCAAUUCAAUUUGAUCACAAGAAACGCAGUGAGAAAAAAGGUGUAUAAUGAAGAGGACCGUGUGACGGUAGAGAUCAAGGACGAGCAUGAACAAGAAUGCGUGACGGAAGUAAGAAUAGAUGAUAACAAGGAUGGAAUCUACAACAUCAGUUAUUUUCCCAGCGUUCAAAGGACAAUAAAGUUAUUAGUUAAGGUAAACGGGGAACAUAUUCAUGGUAGUCCUUUUGCUGUGACUGUAAAACCAUUUCAAGUCAAACCUGUUUUAUCUUUUGGAAAGAAAGGCUCGGGUGAAGGAAUGUUAAAUUAUCCUAUGGGGGUGGCAGUGAGUGAUAGGGACGAAAUAGUAGUAGCUGACACUUGCAACCAUCGGGUUCAAGUAUUUGACAGUAAUGGUACUUUCUUAAGAUCCUUUGGUCAUAAAGGAGAAAAUGCUGGAGAGUUUAAGAAUCCUACAGGAAUUGCCAUUAAUAAGGAUAGAAAUAUUCUCGUGUCAGAGUGUUAUAACCACAGAGUACAGAUCUUAAGUUGGGAGGGGAGGCACCUGGGUUCAUUUGGCGGCAAAGGAUGCCUUGAUAGUCAGCUCUCUUACCCUUGGGGUUUAUCCUUAGAUAGUACUGGUAAUGUUAUUGUUGCUGAUACAGGUAACAAACUGAUUAAGAUCUUUACCCCGGAUGGAAAGUUUAUAAUGAAGAUAGGUGGACAGGGUUCUUUGAGUUAUCCUGUUCACUGUGUUCAGUGGGGUGAAUAUUUCGUAGUGUCAGACUCUAAUGAACACUGUAUCAAAGUAUUUAACAGGGAGGGGCAUUUUCAGUACAAGUUUGGUAAGACGGGGGAAGGAAACGGGGAGUUUAAUUAUCCACGUUUUCUGUCAGUGACUCAGUCAAAGAACCUGUUGGUUUGUGAUCAGAAUAAUCACAGAAUACAAGUCUUUGAACUAGAUGGGAAGUUUGUAGGCAAAUUCGGUACAAAUGGCAGCAAAUUAGGAGAAUUUAAUGAGCUAUUCACAGUAGCUGUUCUAAGUAAUGAUCAAAUUGUGGUGUCUGAUCGCAACAAUAAUCGAAUUCAAAUAUUUGAAUGACAUCUGACAAGUUUUCCUAAGAAUUAUAACAAGCAUCACCAGUGGUCUUUUUCUAAUUUCUAAGUGUAGUGGGAUUACGUCAUUACAAUCACUAUUUUUCAAUUUCUUAGAAUCAAACGUUUUGUUAAGUUUAGCUCAGUGUAUGAAUUGUUUUCUUGUAAGCAAGACAAUCAGGGCUUUCUGGCAUUCACAUAUCAAGUAUCGUCCUUAGCGAAGGAUUACGAUGUACUUACUCGUUUUCAGGCGUCCCGAGCACUGUUCUUACGCUUUGGGCUUUACGCAUGGUAUCUCGGAAAGGGUGCUCUGUCACCAAUCAUUCGCGCCUUGCGUUUUGCAUCCUUCCCAUGACACUUGGCCCUGCAAAACAAGCCGAACACAAAUCCAAGUAUAUUCUGUGGCCAAAUAUAGACCUUAUCUUAGUCACUUUUGGGAAAAUUUAAUUUUCGCGAUCCCAUUUUAGUAACUUUCUGUUGAGGCAUCUACUUUUUAAAGCCUUUUAACUACAGUAGGUCAUCCUGAAAUGAAUUGACACAUUUAAGUCCUAAGAGUGAUCAGCGUCAAAUUUCUCCUUGAAAUAUCACUGCUUUAUAAAACGCAGUGGUCAUGAGAAUUGAGGGACUGAUCACACAAGAUGAAUCUAAUUGAUACUUCAACAAAUUCUGCCCACUGCUUCUAUUGAAAACAUAUAGGGACAACAAAUGAGAAUUUGAAUUUUGAUAUUAGGGUUAAAGGGUUAACUUAUGUAGAAACGUAUAACAAUAUAGAUAAGCGUAGCCACUGUGUAAUAGAAAAAAGGUCUUGAAAUAAAUUUUUUACCUCUUAAGUAACCCUGUGUUAUAUGCAGUUAUUUGUUUAAUCACACCAAUUCAGAGAUAUUAAAUAUAAGUAAUCCAUUCUACUAUGCUUGGAACCUGAUAAUGCCCAACAAUAAUGCAAGUCGCUUACAUUCCAAACGCUAGCUAGUAAUUGUACAACCCUUUAUGUUUCAAUUUAUUCUUUAAGGCAAUCUACUUUUCUUUUCGUUUGCAGUCUUUUUCGUAUUUCUACUUUGACUCGGUGGGUUGAUGUAAAAAAGUAGUUGAGAUCAAAAUUUAUGAAAAACAGACUGGAAGUAGGAAAGGCGGACUGAGGUGUUUUUUAAAAAAACAUUGGUUGCUUUUGAGUGCGUCCUGCGAUUAAAUAUCUCAUUUAAUAAGUCGUUUCAGCCUUAAGUGUUGCACGUUGAAACCAACCUAAAUUGUUGAAGUCUUCUUGGUUCGAGAAGUGCAAUAAAAACGUUCCAGGCCUGAUCCAUUAUUUGCGGAUUUUCACUAGAUCGUAAGUGCUUUCAUGACAUUGUAAAAGUUGUUUUUCACUGACGUGAGAGUCCUGGAGAGGGGGAGAGGUUCCUCCCUAUAAUGGCCCAUACGUGGAGACCCCGCCCGAAAGGGGGUACCUUUUGUAGGCUUAAGUCCAAAAGGGUAGGGAUUUCACUAGUUGUAGUAUAUGAAAGGGUAGGGAAAGCUGUUCAGUCCGUAAAAGGACCUAAAAGGGCUGACAGAAGGAUUUUGUGGCUGUGGGGGAGACAAGAAAACUUCCUGGUUUGGUGAGUACUUCUCUCACCCUGUCGGAGGUAAGAGUCGGAAUCGGACAAUGUUAGUCACAAAGAAUAAAGCAGCUGUACUUAAUUAGAGAGCGACAAUAUUCGGUCUCUGUUGGUUUUUUGUGAACGUCAACGUUCCUGGAAACGUUCGAGCUGGCCUCUUUAACCCUUUACGCCCCAAUUUCGACAGACAAAUUCUCCAGACUGGUCUCUAUACAUUUUCAUAUUGAAUACGUUGGGAGAAUUUGGUAGAAGAUCAAAGUAUUAGCCUGUCCCUUUGGUGAUUAUUUCAUUAAUUCUCACAACCUUUUCUCUUGAUUGUGUAUUGAUAUUGUUCGGAGAAAAUUGAUGUUUGUUACUUUUGGGAAUCAAAGGGUUAAUGUCUUUCACAAAUCGAUAAAUUGUUUCUGUUCCCUUUAUCAUGCUUGGUUUACUACUCACAAAUUACUAGACAACGUGCAGGAUUAAAAUUCAAAUUGCAUCUUUUAAAGCUGUGGUUUCACGCUCUGAUCGUGCUUUAGAAAGGCUUCACAGAUUUCACUUUGUUAUUAACCAUUGUUUUGUAUUCAGGUCUCAAAAUGCUUGUCAUUUCCGGUACUGGAACUCUAACAUAAGCAUUCCAUGACUGCUUCCUUAGAAGAUAAAAAGCUACAAGGCUUGAUUGAAUGGUGCAUAUUUGCCACUCAGAUCAUAAUGUAUCUGAAGUAAGUCUAAUUGUUACUGUAUCUUACAACUAUUUUCAAUCCUACCAAGAGAGUUUUUGUUUAAAUUUGCAAUACUAUCCAGUUCGCGCCUUUUGUCACACAGGUCUUACCCCUGGGGAUUUCAUUUCUGGGAAUCAUAAACCACGAAAACAAUAACAACCCUCUCACAACGAGGCUCUUUGAUUGGUUCAUUCUCUUUUAAGAUUCCGAGAAACGCUAAACAUAGACAAUCACAAGACUUCAUUGUUCAGUGUGAACUGCUUCAAGGUUCACGGCUCACUUGUGGUUGACGACAUAAUGGACCUAACAACUUUGUUUCACAAUCUUCGUGAAGAAGUGUCUUGUUCGGUGUGUUCGGACUUAUUUACGGAUCCUAAACAUCUCUCCUGUCUGCACAGUUUCUGCUUAAAGUGUUUGAAAGGAUGGUACGAAACGUGCGGCGGCGGAGACGCCAUUAGAUGUCCGAAGUGCCAAACCUUCAGUCAAGCUCCCGCAAGCGGUGAUUUAAAAGAUCUUCCAACCAGCUUUUAUCUUAACGGCUUGAUCGAUGUUCUUGCCAUUAAAGAAUGCAGCAAGUCUCAAGUCAAAUGCGGAAACUGCGACCAGAAAACUUCGGUAACAUCGUAUUGUUUCCAGUGUUGCAUAUUUUAUUGUGAAGAAUGCUUAAUCGGUCAUAACAUCAUGCGAGACAAAAAGGAACACCGCGUUUUGGCCGUAAAAGAGUUUCAAGACAAGGACUACGAGGAUGUAUUGAAGAGACCAGUAUUUUGUUCAAGACAAGGACACCAGAAGAAGAAACUCAAAUUAUUUUGCAAGGAAUGCAAGACGGCCGUUUGUCAAACUUGUGUCAUGCUAGAUCACAAUGGUCAUAAGUUAACGCUGAUUGAGGAAGAAGCUGAGAAUCAAAGACUCGAGAUAAAAACUGUUAUUGCAACACAACGACAUAAAUUAGACGAAAAAAUGAAUGUAGUCGCUCAGCUAGAUAAAGAUUACGCAAAAGUGAUUCAGCAGAGCGAAACUUUGAAGGACAAUGUCCAAAGGUUUGCUGAUGGGUUGAUAAAGACAAUUCGAGCAAAAAUGCAAAAUGUUAUUGACGCGGUGGAAAACCAAACGAAGAAGUCACUUGAAAGUUUAACAGCAAAAAGAGGUGAGAUUCAUCGUCAGAUAAAGAUUAUUGAAUCAUCACUGGAGGAAGCUGAUAAACUUUUAAAACGAAGCACCACCGCGGAAAUUGUUCAGCUUAAAAAAACACUCCAAACAAUCUUUCGGGAGGUGAAUGAGACAGAGCCUAUUGUUCAUGAUCGCAGAAGUCUGCAAACUUUUGGUUUUGUAGAAAAUGAAAAGAUGCAUGAUAUUGUGAUCAGCGAAGAUAUUGGAUUCUUGGAAAAACCCGCUUAUAGAACAAAAGCCCAUGAAUCUUUGGCUGAAGGUGAAGGACUGAAAGAAGGAACUGUUGGAUGGAAAGCUCAAUUCAAUUUGAUCACAAGAAACGCAGAGAGAAAGCAGGGGUACGAUCAAGGGGACCGUGUAACGGUAGAGAUCACGGACGAGCAAGAACGAGAAUCCGUGACGGAAGUAAGAAUAGAUGAUAGCAAGCAUGGAAUCUACAACAUCAGUUAUUUUCCCAGAGAUCAAGGGACAAUAGAGUUAUUAGUUAAGGUAAACGGGGUUCAUAUUCAUGGUAGCCCUUUUGCUGUUAUUGUAAAACCAUUUCAAGUCAAACCUGUUUUAUCUUUUGGAAAGGAAGGCUCGGGUGAUGGAAUGUUUAAUUAUCCUCGAGGGGUGGCUGUGAGUGAUGGGGAUGAAAUAGUAGUAGCUGACUGCAAUAACCAUCGGGUUCAAGUGUUUGACAGUAAUGGUACUUUCUUAAGAUUCUUUGGCCGCGAAGGUAAUUAUGCUGGAGAGUUCAAGUAUUCUGUUGGAGUAGCCAUUAAUAAGGACAGGAAUAUUUUCGUGGCAGACACUAACAACCACAGAAUACAGAUCUUUAGUUGGGAGGGGAGGCACCUGGGUUCAUUUGGCGACAAAGGAAGCCAUGAUAGUCGGCUCACCUACCCUUGGGGUUUAUCUUUAGAUAGUACUGGUAAUGUUAUUGUUGCUGAUACAGGUAACAAACUGAUUAAGAUCUUUACCCCAGAUGGUAGGUUUGUAAUGAAGAUAGGCGUGCAGGGUUCUUUUAGUCUUCCUGUUCACUGUGUUCAGUGUGGUGAAUAUUUCAUAGUGUCAGACUCAAAUGACCACUGUAUCAAAGUGUUUAACAGGGAGGGGCAUUUUCAGUACAAGUUUGGUCAGCAGGGGCAGGGGGACGGGGAGUUUAAUAAUCCACGUUUUCUGUCAGUGACUCAGUCAAAGCACCUGUUUGUUUGUGAUCAAGGUAAUCAUAGAAUACAAGUCUUUGAACGAGAUGGGAAGUUUGUAGGAAAAUUUGGUACAAAUGGCAGCAAAUUAGGAGAAUUUAAUCAUCCAAUCUCAGUAGCUGUUCUAAGUAAUGAUCAAAUUGUGGUGUCUGAGUACAAUAAUAAUCGAAUUCAAAUAUUUGAAUGA